ACUGAAAGUUGGAGUCACGUCGUGUACCGUUUGAUCCGAGACAACGACUCUCUCUCUCUAUUAUAACUAUUUGUUUUUCCUGAGAAUCCAUACCCGCGCAAAUUUAACGGAUUCGUUUUUUAAAUCUUAUCUAACCCCAUCGGAUUGCUAGGAGAUAAGAAAGUCAUGGAUCAGAUUUUCAAAGCCCAUAACUUUGUUCAGCCCAUAUUUCAAACCCGAUAGAAAAAUCUAGUCCGUUUUUCAUCACUCAUAAUAUUAUGAGGUUUUAAACAGCUUGAUUUUAUAAUUAAUUUUAAAAAAUUAAAUCAGUGAAUAUUUCUUCGUUAGAAUUAUAUUUUUCUAUAAUAUAUGCUUAUGUAAUCAGUUAUUAAAACUUCAGAAAUAUGUAAUGUGGAAGGGAAGAUUCUGUAAUGCAUAAUUUAUCAUUUAGUUUCAUCUCAUUUCAUACAUAAAUAUUUUUAGUCACCCUUGUAAUAAAGAAAAGUAAGAGAUUCCGUACAUUUGAUCGCCAUAUACAGUAACCGACAUUGAAAUAUGUACACGUAUUGUAUUUGCCUAUUUGGUUUAGAUCCAACUCAUGCAUUUUGUAUUCCCAUAUGUAUUUCAAUCAAUUUUAAUUUUUGUACCCAUCAAAACAAAACAAAAAAACAACUUUAACAAUGAGUUAACUUACAGGUGACGCCAAUCAACUUAUGAUAUAGCUUGCUCAUCCACUAAAACAAUAUAACAUCAAUUCCAAAAUCGUCACGCAAAUAUCAUGAAAACGUUGUUUGGUAGUCCAUUUUGGGAAAAAGGGUAAAACAGUAAUUGAUGUAUGAUACGAAAGUGGGAAAAGGAGAUUCCUUGUUCCCCAAGCCUUGUUGCUUUUCAACGUCACACUCUAUAACUGUAUUCACCUUAAAACCGCCAUUACACUUUCCUCUUUCCCAAGAAAAAAAACAAACCAUCUCUCUCCCUCUCUCUCUGCGAUUGAUGAUGAUGGCGGCGCAAGUGGAGAUCGUGGACAACGGCGAGAUCAUCGAUACACUCUCCCACCACGCCUCCGGAGACUACUCAUCAACGAUUCUUCUCCGCGAGGAAAACCACGAAUACGACGUCGUCAAGAACUGUUUCCUCUCCGGAAUGAGUCUCCACGCCGCCGAAACCACCGUCGUCUCCGUGCGUAAAACCUCCGCGCAGAGAAUCACAGCCAAGGCGAAGCUCGCCGCGUCCAACGUCUUCGCGGAGGCUAUGAAGAGGAAGAACGGCGGAGACGCUAACGUGAGGUACGGUUGGUACUCCGGCUCCAAGGAAGAGAUCGAACGCAUCGUUUCGUACGGGUUUAGCAGCAGCGAGGUCGAGAAGUUCGAGAAGGACGAUCGCUCUCACGGCGUUGGAGUCCAUUUUCUUCAUCAUACAUGCUCUAAGGCUGCGGCUGUACUUGGUGAAGCUGACGAGGAAGGGAUAGAACAUCUUCUCUUGUGCCGUUUGAUCCUCGGCAAACCUGAGAGAAUCAUCGCUGGAUCUAAGCAAACGUACCCAAGCUCGAGUGAGUAUGAUUGUGGUGUGGAUGAUCUCGAGAAUCCUAGGAAGUAUGUGAUAUGGAGCUGUAACAUGAACUCUUACAUCCUUCCGAGUCAUGUCGUGAGCUUCAAGUCUCCUACGCUAAGAGGUCUUAUUAGAGGUGGUGGUGGUGGUUUGGGGAGAGCGAGGUCACCAUGUGUUAGCUUCCCAAUACUCAUGUCUAUACUUUCAAAGUCACUGGACCGUCCAAGAAUGAACGUGAUCUUGACAACUUAUGUUGAUUUUCGGAAAGGGAAGGUGAGGAGAGAGCAGCUGAUUAGGAAGAUGAGGGAAGUGGUUGGGGACGAACUUCUUUUGGAUAUAAUCAAGAACCAUAGAAAUUCAGACUAGUAUUUUGAUCAGAGGUACUGACGUCAAAGAUAUGCCAGAUUAUGCCAAAGUUAAAGCAAAGCAGGAGUUGAUGAUGAUGGUGCAUAAUAAUGGAGUAGGUUGAAACAGAAUGCAGGUUUUAGACAAUAGUAUAUAUAUAGAAUAUAUGAUAUGUUAGUUAGUGUGUGUUUAUCGGUUUAACCAAUCGGAUCUUACGUACAAAAACACUUUAAAUAGACUUUGUUAAAUAGUCCAA
This is a messenger RNA of Brassica rapa (field mustard), 2128 nucleotides long. Its product is annotated as probable inactive poly [ADP-ribose] polymerase SRO3. NCBI's taxonomy places the organism in Eukaryota, Viridiplantae, Streptophyta, Magnoliopsida, Brassicales, Brassicaceae. The record is from RefSeq and is a predicted model, not a curated record. Gene Ontology annotation, molecular function: NAD+ poly-ADP-ribosyltransferase activity.